AUGAACAAACAAGUGUUUUUCUUCAUUUUCGUUUCAUCUCUUGUUCUUUGUGUUUCGUUGGUUCGAGCUGAAGAAGAAGAAGAGUUUGAAGAUUCGUUCGAUGGUCAACAAGAAGAAGAAGCUAUUUUAGAGAGAGAAAGACGAGAUAUCUCAGCUGAUUUAGAAGGAGCCGAAUCUGCAGCUGGUGGUGCAGGAGGUGCUGGUCUUGCUGCUUUCAAGAAAGGUGCUGGUGGUGGCGGAGCUGCUGGAUAUCAAGCUGGUGGAGCUGGUAAGGCUGGUUAUGCUGCUGGAGCUAAAGGUGCUAAAGGUGGUGCUGCUUAUGGAGCCGCUGGAGCUGCUGGUGGGGCUAAAGGAGCCUCUAAAAAGGGUGGAUUCGCUUCUGGAGCUUUUGGUAAAAAGUAUGGAAAGAAAGGAGGAUUCGCUAAAGCCGGUGGUGCUGGAUACAACAAGAAAUACGGGCUUGUUAAGAAAUUUGGAAUGAGCCAAGGAUUCAAAUUCGGUAAAGCCGCUGGUUAUGGUGCUGCUGGAGGUGCUGUCGGAGGCAAAGCUGCCAAAGGAGGUUAUGCUGGAGCUUCAGGAGCAGCUGGAUACAAGGGAGGUAAAGUCGGUGUGGCUUCGCUGCUGAACUUCAGGCUGCUGAGCCAAGGAGUGGAGCAGGAGGCCAGUGAUAAAGCCGCUGGUGUUGCAGGAGCGGCUGAGUUAAGGAAUCGCGGAGUUGGUUAUGAUUCGGUAGAUAAACCUAUCACCAACUUCAUAACCAUUUUUUUCAUUUAUUUAUCAAAGCCAGAACAUUCAAAAUCUAUCACAAUGAACUACAAAACAGCGUAA
This is a messenger RNA of Panonychus citri (citrus red mite), 828 nucleotides long. RefSeq lists its product as uncharacterized. Lineage: Eukaryota; Metazoa; Arthropoda; Arachnida; Trombidiformes; Tetranychidae. The transcript has 2 exons. The record is from RefSeq and is a predicted model, not a curated record. The coding region runs from base 1 to 828 and encodes 275 amino acids.